Saccostrea echinata is the source of this 1739-nucleotide messenger RNA. Its product is annotated as transmembrane protein adipocyte-associated 1 homolog. Lineage: Eukaryota; Metazoa; Mollusca; Bivalvia; Ostreida; Ostreidae. Gene Ontology annotation, cellular component: plasma membrane. Gene Ontology annotation, biological process: G protein-coupled receptor signaling pathway. The transcript has 11 exons. The coding region runs from base 123 to 1340 and encodes 405 amino acids. The record is from RefSeq and is a predicted model, not a curated record. Gene Ontology annotation, molecular function: G protein-coupled receptor activity.
CUGUCAACAGUCAGGAAGCAGCGGUGUAUGCCAAACAAAAUUUGACGUGAUUCAGAGAAAAUGACUUACUAGAAACAUUUAUACUCAAGGUUAUCUGGUAGUGAAUAUAUCCAGCAGUAUCCAUGUCUGAUCAUCUGAAGUUGUCACUUGGAAGCAAUCCAACAGAUAUUGGACAGGGAUCAGGGAAUUUACCAGUAAAGAACAACCUGACCACCACACCGGGGGUUAGUCCGUUUCCUGGAAAUGACACCCCCCUCCCAUCCUUCACCCUCUCUGAGCCUGUCUGUCAGGCCAUCCUGUACGAUGAUAUCGGAGAGUCAAGAGUAAGAGUGUGGGACCUGAUUAUUUUGAUUCCUAAUGUUUUCUUUCUGGCUUUUCUGAUCUACAAAUCCAAAUCUGCUAUCGUCAAACUGAGGAGCACCAGCAGUCCGAUAUUCACUGCUUUUUAUGUUCUGGUGUGUUUGGUGGCCGUUAUUAGUGUUCUGAGGUGCGUUGUCUCUAUGACGGUUAACGCCUCCGUUCUGGCUGGAGAUAUAACGGACAAGGUCCUAUGGCUUGUCCUUAGAUUCUUCCUUCUUGCCACGGAGAUGUCUAUCAUUGUCUUUGGACUGGCGUUUGGUCACUUAGACAGCGGUAAAUCCAUACAGAGAGUAUUACUAGUGACAUCUUGUGUAGCCCUUAUAUAUUCCUGUACACAGGGGACCUUAGAGUUUGAGUAUCCAGACCCCCAGUUCCACGUGGAGAAGGGCUCUAACGAGACGUAUCAGAACUUUGACAUUUUCGCCCACGGAGGAAUGAUAUUCUGGAUCACGAGUUCUCUUGUUUUCUUUGUUGUGUACACUGUAAUAUUUAUUUUACCUUGGACUAGUCUUAAGGAAAAGUGGUCACUACCACCCAAGAAAUCUUUUUACCGCUAUGCUGCCUUUCUUGCCGUCCUUAAUCUAAGUCAGGCAGUGGGUAGUGGACUGUUAUAUGGAGAAAUCCAAGAAGGAAUGUGUGUUGUUGAUUUGACAUCCUAUCUUUACUUCACUUGUUUUGUGCCUCUUGUUUACCUGGUAUUUCUGAGGAAAUUCUUUAUGCACACCCAGCCCCGUAUUCUGUUCUCCUAUAAGAACCAGGUCGAUGAGAUCCCAGAGGACGAUACAGUCAGCAUGCCAUACCAGACAAACGUUCAGAAGACCGACGACAUGGACAGUGUCAGUGCCAGUUUUGACAGUACACAUUUUGAUCACCGCUCGGGAUCGUACUACACGCGGCCGUCACUGAAUCCUCACGGCUCCAUUAAUAUCACGGAACAGGACAUGGGUCAACCCGAGGACUAUUACCAAGCGUCGGCUUAGGGCCUGUUAUUAUGUUGUGUUUGCUUGCUUGCUACAGUGAUGUUUAUGCUAGUUUUGAUGGUGGCUCUAGUCAGAUAAAAAGUGAUUUAUAGAUAAAGCUUUAUCAGGAAAAUGUUCCAGAUUAUGACUGUACUGAGUAAUCUAAAACUAAAGGUGCUUUAAAAUCCUUAAGAAGAAAAGAUUAUUUUUUUUCAUUGUAGAUGCUGCAAUAUAUAUACAGUAUCAGAAGGCGUCUUCUGUUUUUAAAAAUUACUGGGGCAAAAGUGGUUAAUUUUAGACUAUUCGAAAUAUUUUAAGUGAGUUGUGUAUAUGUAUCUGUGUACAAUAAUAUUCUUUGAAGUAUAUUCUUAAUUUCACACAGAAAAUACUGAAGAAAUAAAAUUUGUAUGUUAUAUCUAA